AUGACUUCAAUUGGUACUGGUUACGAUUUAUCAAAUAGUGUUUUUUCACCAGAUGGUAGAAAUUUUCAAGUUGAAUAUGCUGUUAAAGCAGUUGAGAAUGGUGCUACUUCAGUAGGUAUCAAAUGUGAUGAUGGGGUUGUAUUUGCCGUAGAAAAGAUUAUUAGCUCCAAACUUUUGGUACCAAAGAGAAAUGUUAAGAUUCAAACAAUUGACCGUCAUAUUGGUUGUGUCUAUUCUGGGUUGAUUCCAGAUGGUAGAUACUUAGUGAAUAGAGGUCGUGAAGAAGCUUCGAAUUUCAAGAAAUUAUACACUAAGCCAAUUCCAGUUUCUGCUUUAGCCGAUCGUAUUAGUCAAUAUGUUCAAGCCUAUACUUUAUACAAUAGUGUUAGACCAUUUGGUAUCUCUGCUAUUAUUGGUGGUAUUGAUGAAGAUGGCUCUCAUUUAUAUAUGGUAGAACCAAGUGGUACCUGUUGGGGUUAUAAGGGUGCGGCCACCGGUAAAGGUAGACAAGCUGCAAAAGCUGAAUUAGAAAAAUUAUUUGAUAGAAGCACUGAUGGUUUAUCUGUAAAGGAUGCAAUUAAGGAAGCUGCUAGAGUCAUUUAUAUUGCACACGAAGAUAAUAAAGAAAAAGAUUUCGAAUUAGAAAUAAGUUGGUGCUCUGCCACUGAAACCAAUGGAUUACACAAGUUUGUUCCAGAAAACUUACUGGAGGAAGCUAUUGAAUAUGCUAAGGAGCAAUUAGAAGGCUACGAAGAAGGUGAUAGCGAUGAUGAAGCUGCUUCAAGUGACGAAGAACCUGCCACUGGUGAUGCUGAUGGUGACGUUGCAAUGGAGUAA
Molecule: messenger RNA, 837 nt
Organism: Henningerozyma blattae CBS 6284
Lineage: Eukaryota; Fungi; Ascomycota; Saccharomycetes; Saccharomycetales; Saccharomycetaceae
Gene: PRE10
Product: proteasome core particle subunit alpha 7
Exons: 1
Coding region: 1-837 (278 amino acids)
Biological process (GO): ubiquitin-dependent protein catabolic process
Cellular component (GO): proteasome core complex; proteasome core complex, alpha-subunit complex; nucleus
Source: RefSeq, a predicted model, not a curated record